Molecule: messenger RNA, 3990 nt
Organism: Archocentrus centrarchus (flier cichlid)
Lineage: Eukaryota; Metazoa; Chordata; Actinopteri; Cichliformes; Cichlidae
Gene: cuedc2
Product: CUE domain containing 2
Exons: 9
Coding region: 146-988 (280 amino acids)
Source: RefSeq, a predicted model, not a curated record
GUGACGUGCUAAUGUUUUGAAUCGUGCUGUGCGGGUUUGCAGUUAUCACCGAUAGAAACCCCUGUACUGACCUGUCUCCCCGUAUAUAUCUGGGGAAAACUAUUAGCUUCAUGUCUCUAUAAUUUCUGUUACAGAUUCGAACGCAAUGGACCUCCAAAAAAUUAUACACAGUGCGCUGCACGAAUUUAUUCAGACUUAUAUUCCUGAUGCAGAUCUCAGCACACUGGAUGAUGUCCUUUUGUCUUACAUCACUGGAGUCCUGGAGGAUCUUGGCUCCCAGCAGAGUGUUGAGGAGAACUUUGAUGUGGAGGUCUUUGCAGAGAUGUUAGAAGCUUACAUACCUGGCUUUGCAGAAAUUGACAGUGUCAAAGUCUGUGAAAUGAUGUUCAGUCUGGCUUCAAAACUAGCUACUGCUCGGACGUCAGCUCGUGAAGAAAAUGGUGUGCCUAAGGCAAGGACAGAAGAGAUCUCCUUGAAGCUCACCAGUGAGCCACCACAAACAGAAAUGCAGUGCCUUAAAACACAGACAGAGGGAGCCACUGCCAAGCUACCGGUGUCUGAGUGGGAGGCCCAGGAGCAGCACCUGUUAGAGAUGUUUCCCAAGUGUAGUCUGACUGAGGCUCGCAGUGCCCUAUCUAUUGCCAAAGGAGACAUGGAGGAAGCUGUACGUCUUAUCAUAGAGGGAGAUGUCCAACUCAGUCCCACACCUCUUAAUGUAAACCAUGGGAAGAGUAUUUCCUCACUGGCAGACCAGAAACUUAAAGAGAGCAUCCUUGAGAAGUACAUGCUGGUGGACAGGGAGGAAGAUAAUAAAACACACCGGCCCGUCGCUCCCAAAGAUGCUCCAAAGAAGCUAGUUCGGUACCACGGUAACCAGGUGGUAACCACAAAAGGAGAACGGUAUCAACUCGUGAAGAAGAACGAGGCGGAGGACAUGAAGAAGACGUACGUCAACCUCAAGCCAGCGAGAAAGUACAGAUUCCAUUGAUGAUGAGCACAGUACUGUAAGAGCAGCUAAUGACAAUAUUGUUUACACUAUUUUUAAUUUAUUAAUUUCAUUAGCCUAAAGUUUGUUUGUUUUUUCCCAAUUAAACGAUGACACCUGCUGUCUUGUCAGAAGCUACUUUUGAAAAAUAUUACCUUUACAUGCCUUGGUUAAAACAUUGGAUCAAAGUGUUUCAGUUUUAUAUUUGAAGAGCUUUUUUUUGUCAGAUAUUUUAGUCAGGAUGUUGUGACUUGCGUUCUUGUGUGAGUGUAACAGCGUAACCUAUCUACUUUUAGCCAUCUCAGCAGGUCUGAUGUUGCACUGACGGUAUUGAGGUUUUGUUUAAUUUUUUUAUUAUUCUUAUGCAUUUUUCUCUUUAAACUGUACUGACAUUUUGAAUGAGCCUAUAUUGAUUUCUGUAAGUUCUAGUGGUGCUGUAAAGUUUCUUCUGGACAUUAGAAGUUUUAACUUUUUUUUUUUUUUUAUGUACAUUUUGGUUUAAUGGCAGGUCCAGAAUUUGUUGGGCACAGUCGUUGGAUUUUUGCCUCUGUACACCACCACAGUGGAUUUUAAAUCAAAUGAUCAAGAUGUGAUUGAAGUGCAGACUUUCAGCUUUAAAUUAAGGGGUUUUACACAUUUUUACGUUAACUAAUUGGGAAUUAUAGCCAUUUUCAUACAGUCUCCCAUUUUCAGAGGGUCAACAAUAAUUCGCCUAACAAUUUUAAAAGUAGAGCACAUAUCUCGCCCACCCCAAACUCUGUGUCAAUACUAUGCUGCAAUAGAUACCACCCAGUGAUGUCAUACUCCAUUGGGUUCAUCUGUAUUUUGUUUUGAUGUUAGUUGCACAUUAGAUCUUGCUCUACAGGAGUGAUUUUUUUUUUUUUUUUUUGACCCUAUAAUUUUCAGCAUUCUUGAUCAUUAGAUCCAGAAUCGUCCUUCGAUCAUGAACAAACUUUGCUAUAUGACAGAAGUUUUAGUCACAUUGCACUGUGAUUCUUUUUAGAGGAUUUUGACUUAUCCUCAUAGGGUUAGAUGCAAAUAUGCCAAUAUUGUUCCUUUUUCACAGUGGUAAUGAAUCCUUUUAAAAAUUCCUGGAUCACCACCAAAAUGUAAUCAUUGUGCCUCCAGAUAUUUUCAUCAAAAUCUGUUGUUCAUAAUUUUCCAAGUUAUCCUGCUAACACAAAAGCAGCUGAAAAUAUAACCUCUCCACCUAUCGGUGGGCAACGUAAUAAACACUAGUGACCCGGUUCCACAGGCAGCCAUACAUGCCUAUGCUGUAACAUUGUCUCCACCAUGUUUAACAGGUAAUUUGGUAUGCAUUGGAUCAUGCACUUUCACACUCCUCUAUACUUUUCUCUCCUCAUCGUUCUGGUAGAAGUUCAUCUCUGUAUUGCCAUUCAUCUCUUGAUUGUAGACUGUGACAAUGAUGUGCUUACCUCCUCCUUGGUUAGAUAGUGUGAAGUUGCUUUUCUUACUCAUGGAAAUUAUGUGAUCACGGCCUUUAGUUGCCUCCUGUGGUCUUUCUGUGGUGGUGUACGCGUUUUUGUCCAACAAAUUAUGGACCUAACUGUAUAUUGUAUACAAUUACUGAGCUGCAAAUGUUUGUUCAAGCCUUGAAUUUUCACUCCAUUUAGCUACAUUAUAUUAAGUCCAUAAGAGGAAGUCCUGAUUGUUUACGGUAAUCACCUUUUGGAUGGGAGGAUGGGAUGUUUUAAUAUGCAAAGUUUUACACCAUUUUAGUUGUUUAUAAGUUAUCUUCUUUCGGCUACUCCCUUUAGGGGUCACCAUAGCGGAUCAUCUGUUUUCAUCUCACCCUAUCCCUAGCAUCCUCCUCUGUCACCCUCUCCAUGUCACUGCAUCAUUGAAUCUUUUCUGAAGUCUUUUUCUUUUCCUGGCUGGCAGCUCCAUAUUCAGCAUCCUUUGUCCAAUAACUCACUAUCCCUCCUCUGCACAUGUCCAAACCACCUCAGCCUUGCCUCUUUUUGUCUCCAGACAGCUCAACCUGAGCUGUCCCCUGGUAGCCUCAUUUCUAAUUCUGUCCAUUCUGGUCACUCCCAAUGAAAGUCUUAGCAUCUUCAACUCUGCUACCUAGUUUAUAAGUACUGAAUUUAAAAACAUUAAAAAAAAAUCCAAUAACUUGACCUAAUGUCUGACAAAAGUGAGAUUUGACAAGCUAUAAUAUCACAGCUUAGCCCCAAUAAAAGAGGAGGUGCAUUUCACAGGCCUUACCCAGCUAAAAACACCAUCAGUAAAUUAUGUAUAACAUUCAUUUUUCAAGAUGUGAACAAACAAUUGCAGCACUAUACUUUCUGGCAUAACAAAGUUGUGUGUGUGCGUGUUUAUCCCCCUAAUGCUGAGUGAAAAGUGCUGCUGGAGAACUUCAUUUUAAAGUUCAUUCCAACAGUAUUACCUUUAUUUUUGAUAUAGAUGUUUAGAUUUGCAAAGUCUCCAAUCAUGUUUUUGUGAUAACAGAAGAUCAUGUGCUUUCAGAGUCUGUUUACAUAUUACCGAAGUGGUUCUCUUGUCACUGUUCCUCUCAUCUCAUUUGUGUUCUGUGAGGUUUGCUUUGCUUGUAAUUGUGGAUAGAUUUUUUUUUCUUUGACAAGUGGAUUCUCAUUUCUUGUUAGCUGUAGUUUAGGAUAAACUAGGUUUUGUUUUUUUAGAUAAACUAUUUGUGUUCCCCCUGCGUCCAUUUGGACCAGCUAUAAGCAUUUGUUCUAAAUGGGUGGUAUAUAGUUUUCCCUGUGUAAUGUAACACAAUUAAGUGUUGAAAAGAUGUGUUGUUACUGGUACUUAUCAGCAGCAAUGGUAUCUUUAAAUACUAUAUGAUGGUGUUACUGUGUAGAGCAUGGAAUGGAUCCCCUGAAGCUGUUGUAGUGACAACUGAGUUGUAACCGCUCGCUCUGAGAAACUGCUGACGCACAAUUUAUAGUAAAUACUAAUUUUGUAGACUACCAUUUGAGUUGUAUUUAGUUAUUCAUGUCACAUGAGGUACUGAAUUAAAA